Messenger RNA from Haplochromis burtoni (Burton's mouthbrooder), 2802 nucleotides. Its product is annotated as DNA topoisomerase I, mitochondrial. The record is from RefSeq and is a predicted model, not a curated record. NCBI's taxonomy places the organism in Eukaryota, Metazoa, Chordata, Actinopteri, Cichliformes, Cichlidae. Gene Ontology annotation, cellular component: chromosome; nucleolus. Gene Ontology annotation, molecular function: DNA topoisomerase type I (single strand cut, ATP-independent) activity; DNA binding. Gene Ontology annotation, biological process: DNA topological change; chromosome segregation; DNA replication.
GUCAAGACACCAAAGAUGGAGAAUGUUGAAUCAUCCAGCAGCAUCAGUGAAUCUGUGAAACAGGAACUACAGGAUGAUGCUUUUACAGCAAAGAAGAAAGGAGUGAAAAGGAAAAGAAUUAAAGAUGACCCCAAAGAAGGCACCAGUGAUUCUGCCAAUUCACCCACCCUAAAGAAGAAGAAGCAGCGUCGUCUUGUCGAAGAAGGUGAUGGAGUGGCUCAGACAAAGACGUCAAAGAAGAGAACACAAAAGAUGGUAAAGAAGGAGGAAGAAGAGCAGGCUGUGUCAAAAAAAAGUAAGAAGACAAAGGAGGAGAUUGAAGAAGCAAGACAGCUGAAGAUCAAAAAGAAGGAGGAGGAGGAGCAGAAUCGCUGGAGAUGGUGGGAGGAAGAGAAGUAUGAAGAUGGGGUGAAAUGGAAGUUCUUGGAACACAAAGGACCCUACUUUCCCCCUGAGUACCAGCCUUUACCUGACAAUGUUCACUUCUACUAUAAUGGAAAUGACCCAUGAGGAGAGGUCACUGAUUCAAGAUCUUGAUAAGUGUGACUUUGGAGAAAUCCAUGCCAUGCAUAAAGCCAAGACAGAGGCCAGGAAAAAUAUGUCCAAGGAGGAGAAACAGGCUUUGAAAGAGGCAAACCAGAAGAUAGUGGAUGAAUACGGCUACUGCCUUCUGGACCACCACAAAGAACGCAUUGGCAAUUUUAAGAUUGAGCCUCCGGGGUUAUUCCGAGGUAGAGGCGAGCAUCCCAAGCAAGGCAUGCUGAAGAAGAGGAUCCAACCAGAGGACGUCAUCAUCAAUUGCAGCAAAGAAUCUCGUAUCCCCGCACCACCCGCUGGGCACCACUGGAAGGAAGUUCGACACGAUAACACCGUGACAUGGCUCGUCAGCUGGACUGAAAACAUCCAGGGCUCCAAUAAGUACAUCAUGCUUAAUGCCAACUCAAAACUGAAGGGCGAGAAGGAUUGGGAGAAAUAUGAGGUUGCUCGGAAACUGAAAUCACGCGUGGAUGACAUCCGUUACCAGUACCUCCAGGAUCUAAAGUCCAAACAGAUGGUUACACGUCAGAGAGCUGUGGCGCUGUAUUUCAUAGACAAGCUGGCCCUGAGAGCUGGCAAUGAGAAAGAGGAGGGAGAGACGGCGGACACGGUGGGUUGCUGCUCGCUUCGUGUUGAGCACAUCACUCUGCAUGAGCAGCUGGAUGGCAACGAAUGUGUGGUGGAAUUUGACUUCCUGGGUAAAGACUGCAUUCGUUACUACAACAAGGUUCCUGUCAUCAAAAAGGUGUUUAAGAGUCUUAAACUUUUUCUGGAGAAUAAACAGCCCGGAGACGAACUCUUUGACCGCCUAAAUACCAGCGUUCUGAACAAACACCUGAGUUCUCUGAUGCCCGGUCUGACUGCGAAAGUCUUCAGGACAUACAACGCCUCCAUCACUCUGCAGCAGCAACUUAAGGAGCUCACAAACAAGUCUGACAAUGUGGCAGAGAAACUGUUGUCCUACAAUCGAGCUAACAGAGCAGUUGCUAUUCUGUGUAACCACCAGCGGGCGCCGCCAAAGACCUUUGAGCAAUCCAUGGCUAACCUUCAGGCAAAGAUUGAUGCCAGGAAGGAGCAGCUGGCCUUAGCCAAGACGGAGCUGAAACAGGCCAAGAAGGAGGCCAAGACGAAGGGGAGUUCGGACCCGAAGUUGCAAGCGCUGGUGGAGCGGAAAAAGGCAGCAGUGAAGCGUUGUGAAGAGCAGCUGCUGAAGCUGGAGGUCCAGGCAACCGACAGGGAAGAGAACAAACAGAUCGCUCUGGGUACCUCAAAGCUCAACUACUUAGACCCGCGGAUAUCCGUGGCCUGGUGUAAAAACAUGGAGGUACCUAUAGAGAAAAUCUACAAUAAAACCCAACGGGAGAAGUUUGCCUGGGCCAUCGACAUGACAGAGGCAGACUUUGAGUUCUAACCUAAAACUUGUUCAAGUCUUUCGUCUUAAAAGGUGACAUAAGCUGCAAUUCAGGAACCACUCCGUUAAUUUUACAUACAGUACUUUAAUGCUGCAUUUAUUGUAUUUUCAAAGACUGCCCAUGUUGUACUUAUAACUGUGUGGUACGAUCGAGCUGUGCUUAAUGUGCUUUUGCUUAGUGGUGUUUGUUUUUGUUCGACACUUUCUUUGGAAAAACUGCUGUUAUUUGCUGUUUGUAUGUUUUUGUUUGCAUUAAUCUGAAUAAAGGUUCCCAUUAGGCAGUAACGGGCCAAAGAAGCUGUCACGAGUUCUUAAACACCACUUUUGGGGAAGUGUUGUUUCAAAUGCAUAAUUCUGCUGGUGUCGGUUUGCAUUAACAAAGACAGUUUGUAUAAGACUGAGGGCCAGUUCAUUCUAAACACAGUGCUUUAAAAUUAACAAUGGGAAACGCUGAUUAGAAUGCAAAUAAAAAGGCAGUAACUUUAAAAUCCUUUAAACCCCAUAUUUAAUUAAAAUGGUACAAAGACAACAGAUUUUGCUUUUUGGAAAAAAAUCAAUGAAAAUAUAUGCAUGCGCUGAUUUUUAUUUAAGGGCAGAAAUACAUUUAAACAAACUUUUAUGACCGGUGUUUUCCAGCGUGUUGCGUGACCUCUUCUUGAACUGAUGAGACUAAAUGUGUAGUUUUUAAAGUAAAAGUUGCAUUUUCCAGUUCAUAGUACACUAAAGUUUACAGUAGAUAAUUUCAUCUGUGGAUGCGAUGACAGUCUUUAAUGACAAUAAGUGCUUCUGAGCCCAGUGACUGAAGAUUCUUAUUUUUGUGCCGUGUCACUCCACACAUCUGAAUAUAUUAUGCA